Nycticebus coucang (slow loris) is the source of this 7335-nucleotide messenger RNA. RefSeq names its product contactin-associated protein-like 3. The record is from RefSeq and is a predicted model, not a curated record. Lineage: Eukaryota; Metazoa; Chordata; Mammalia; Primates; Lorisidae.
GGCAGGGGACACAGUGAGAGCAGGGCCAACGCGGAGCAGCUCCGCUCUGUCUUCUGUGCGCCCGAGGAGAGCGAGCAUGGCCUCAGUCUCCGAAUCCUUCCUCAAGGUGCUGCUGCUUCUCGCUGGGCAGACCUGGAGCCCAGUAGUAGCAGGAAAUCCACGCGACUGCGACACCCCGCUGGCAUCUGCCUUGCCUCCAUUGUCCUUCAGCAGCUCUUCAGAGCUGUCCAGCAGCCACGGCCCUGGGUUUGCAAAGCUUAAUCGAAGAGAUGGAGCUGGUGGCUGGACCCCACUUGUGUCGAAUAAAUACCAGUGGCUGCAAAUUGACCUUGGAGAGAGAAUGGAGGUCACUGCUGUGGCCACUCAAGGAGGCUAUGGGAGCUCUGACUGGGUGACCAGCUAUCUCCUGAUGUUCAGUGACAGCGGGAGGAACUGGAAGCAGUAUCGACAAGAAGAAAGCAUCUGGGGAUUUCCAGGAAACACAAACGCAGACAGUGUGGUACACUACAGACUUCAGCCUCCCUUUGAAGCCAGGUUCCUGCGCUUCCUUCCAUUAGCCUGGAGCCCCAAGGGCAGGAUUGGGAUGCGGAUGGAAGUGUACGGUUGUGCAUACAGAUCUGAGGUGGUUUAUUUUGAUGGACAAAGUGUUCUGCUGUACAGAUUUGAUAAAAAAUCCAUAAAACCAAUAAGAGAUACUAUUUCUUUGAAAUUUAAAACCAUGCAAAGCAGUGGAAUUCUACUCUAUAGAGAAGGACAACAUGGAAAUCGCAUUAUUCUGGAAUUAAUUAAAGGAAAGCUUGUCUUUUUUCUUAAUUCAGGCAAUGCUGACAUGCCCCCCACUAAUGCUCACAUGAACCUCACCCUGGGCAGCCUGCUGGACGACCAGCAUUGGCAUUUUGUCCUCAUCGAGCUCCUUAAAACAGAGGUCAACUUCACAGUGGACAAGCACACUCAGCAUUUGCAUACUAAGGGAGGAACCAGUUACUUGGAUCUUAAUUUUGAGAUCAGCUUUGGGGGCAUUCCGACACCUGGAAGAUCACGUAAAAGCUUUCAUGGGUGUUUAGAAAAUCUUUAUUAUAAUGGAGUGGAUAUUAUUGAAUUAGCCAAGAAACACAAACCACAGAUCCUCAUUAUGGGAAAUAUGUCCUUCUCAUGUCCAAAGGCACAGACUGUUCCUGUGACUUUUCUGAGUUCCACAAGUUACCUGGCCCUGCCAGGCAACUCUGGAGACAACAAAGUGUUUGUCACUUUUCAAUUUAGAACAUGGAACAGAGCAGGACGUUUGCUUUUUGGUGAACUUCGACGUGGUGCAGAGAGUUUUGCUCUCUUUCUUAAAGACGGAAAACUCAGACUGAGUCUCUUUCAGAAGGGACAGCCAUCACGGAACAUCACAGCAGGUGCUGGCUUAAAUGAUGGGCAGUGGCAUUCUGUGUCCUUAUUUGCUAAAUGGAGUCAUCUGAGUGUGGCAGUGGAUGAUGACACAGGUGUUCAGCACCUGGUGACUAUGCUGAUUGAUUCAGGUGACACCUAUUAUUUUGGAGGAUGCCCUAACAACAACUCCAGCUCUGUAUGCAAAAGUCCCCUGGAGGGGUUUCAGGGCUGCCUGAGGCUCAUCUCUAUUGGUGACACAGCGGUGGAUCCCAUCUCAGUACAGCAGGGGGCGCUGGGGGAUUUCAGUGACCUCCAGAUAGACUCCUGUGGCAUCACGGACAGGUGCUUGCCCAACUUCUGUGAGCAUGGAGGUGAAUGUUCCCAGUCCUGGGACACCUUCUCCUGUGACUGUUUGGGCACAGGCUACACAGGCGAGACCUGCCAUUCCUCUCUCUACGAGCAGUCCUGCGAAGCCUACAAGCACAAAGGGAACCCUUCUGGGCUUUACUACAUUGAUGCAGAUGGAAGUGGCCCCCUGGGCCCAUUUCUUGUGUACUGCAAUAUGACUGCAGACACAGCCUGGAUGGUGGUGCAGCAUGGCGGCCCUGACACUGUGACAGUUCAAGGCAUGGCUCGAGGGCACCCACACUCUGCAGCUUCCUUUACGUAUGUGGCUGGCAUGGGGCAACUGCAGGCCAUGGUCACCCUCGCUGAGAGCUGUGAGCAGCAGCUGGCUCUGAGCUGUGGCAUGGCACAGCUCUCAGACACACAAGAUGGAACCCCACUGAGUUGGUGGGUUGGAAGAACAAAUGAAACACACACUUACUGGGGAAGUUCUCCAUCUGAUGCUCAAAAGUGUACUUGUGGAUUAGAAGGGAACUGCAUUGAUUCUCAAUAUUACUGCGACUGCGAUGCUGACCGGAAUGAAUGGACCAGUGACACAAUAGUCCUUUCCCAAAAGGAGCACCUGCCGGUCACUCAGGUUGUGAUGACAGACACAGGCCGACUGAAUUCAGAAGCAGCUUAUAGCCUGGGGCCGCUGCUCUGCCAGGGGGACAAGUCAUUUUGGAAUUCAGCUUCCUUCAAUACAGAGACUUCAUACCUUCAUUUCCCUACUUUCCAUGGAGAACUCACUGCUGAUUUGAGUUUCUUUUUUAAGACCACAGUUUCCUCUGGAGUGUUCCUGGAGAAUCUGGGGAUCACAGACUUUAUCAGGAUCGAGCUGCGUGCUCCCACUGAAGUAACCUUUUCCUUUGAUGUGGGGAAUGGGCCUUGUGAGGUUACGGUGCAGUCACCCGUUCCCUUUAAUGACAAUCGGUGGCACCAGGUGAAGGCAGAAAGGAACGUUAAAGGAGCAUCUCUUCAAGUUGACCAGCUCCCUCAAAAAAUACAAUCUGCACCUGUGGAUGGGCACGUCCGUUUACAGCUCAACAGCCAGCUCUUCAUUGGGGGAACGGCCACCAGACAGAGAGGCUUUCUGGGCUGUAUUCGAUCCCUGCAGCUGAAUGGGAUGGCCCUGGAUCUGGAAGAAAGAGCCACAAUGACGCCAGGAGUGGAGCCCAGGUGUGCAGGACACUGCAGCAGCUAUGGACACUUAUGUCACAAUGGAGGGAGAUGCAGAGAGAAACACAGAGGGAUCAUGUGUGAUUGUGCCUUCUCGGCAUAUGAUGGGCCAUUCUGCUCAGAUGAGAUUUCUGCAUAUUUUGAAACCGGCUCUUCAAUGACCUAUAAUUUCCAAGAACCUUACGUCUUGAGUGAAAACUCCAGCUCCCUUGCUUCUUCAUUACAUAGGGAUGUAACCUUGACUAGAGAAAUGAUCACACUGAGCUUCCAAACCACACAAACUCCAAGCUUAUUGGUGUAUGUGAGCUCUUUCUAUGAGGAAUACCUUUCAGUUAUCCUCGCCAACAAUGGGAGUUUGCAGAUUAGGUACAAGCUAGACAGACAUCAAGAUCCUGAUGCAUUUAAUUUUGAUUUUAAAAACAUGGCUGAUGGGCACCUUCACCAGGUGAAGAUUAGCAGAGAAGAAGCAGUGGUCACGGUAGAGGUUAACCAGAGUGCAAAGAAACAAGUCAUCUUGUCCUCAGGGACGGAAUUCAACGCUGUCAAAUCCCUCAUAUUGGGAAAGUUUUUAGAACUCCUAAGCGUGGACCCAGACACACGGCAGGCAGCGGCGCGUGGCUUCACCGGCUGCCUCUCUGCUGUGCGGUUUGGCCAUGCGGCUCCCCUGAAGGCAGCGCUGCACCCGGGCGGCCCAGCCAAGGUCAUUAUCCGUGGCCAUGUGGCCGCUGGCUCAGGCUGCGCAGUAGGGGCGGGGCCUGGCUCCUCAGCACGGGAACUGGCUCCCCGGCUCACAGGAGGCGCAGGUCGUUCUGGACCAACAGAUGAGGGAGAGCCCUUACUUAACACAGAGGGAAGUGACUCUGCUGUCAUCGGAGGUGUCAUAGCAGUUGUGAUAUUUAUUUUGCUCUGCAUCACUGCCAUAGCCGUACACAUUUAUCAACAGAGAAAGUUGUGCAAAGAAAAUGAGUCAAAAAUCUCUAAAGUGAAGAAUGCUAACGUGGCUCUACAAAGUGACCUUGAUGUGCAGAACACAAUCAAUGAAGGCCAGAGAGUGUCCUGUGAUUGGCAGCUGUGGCUUCAUCUAUCACAUGACUACUUGACUUCUCUGCUCUUGUCAUCAGAAAACACAUGGUGAACACAGUGCAGGCAGCUGGCUGGGGACACACUGCAGCCUCUGAGCGCUCUGGAAGGCUCGUUCCCCCUCAGCCAAACUUCCUCCUCUGUCAGUUUAGGAACCAUGAAUGAGGGAAGGUUAUUCAUCCCUGUUGGGUAGCUCUCCCUUUUCAAAUGCUUUUUUCCAAAACUGGUUUAAUUUGUGUAAUAAUCGUGGAUUUUAGAUGAGAAAAUGGCUACAAAGCUUUGGUUACUUUCUUUAAAAAUGUGACAGAACUUUUCUCCAGAUGUAAAAAACAAAAUUGCACUCUGAUGUUUUUUGUUACUUGGAAAACUUAUCUGGGAUCCCUUUGUUGGUCCUGUGCUGAUAAAACUGGAAAUGGUCCUUAGGUCACCUUUGCUGGCAUUUCCAUCGUCCUGAAAUCCAGAGCCAAGUAGCCUACCAAAAAUGUACAGCCCUUUUUUCCCCCCGUCUGAUGGUCAGUGCAGUGCAGUGCAGUAGAAGCCUGAAAAUAUUCCUGUUAUUUUUGGUGUAUUGCUUUUUCUAAUUGACUAUUUUUAAUCAUUUUGAUAAAUCUUAAUGUUGAAAUUGAUAUUGAAUGUUAGCUAUUUAAUUUUGUAAUGGAACAGAAAAUUGAUAGGUAACAAAGUGCAUAGAGGAUGUCAAUUUAAGAUAGUCUGCCUAUUUUUCUUUGUAAUUUGUAAUUACACUUUUUUUAAAUUGUGAUUAUAUCUUUAACUAAAUUUACAACCAGAUAUAAACACUGCUUCUUACACUGAAAGAGUUAUCCUUUGUUUAUAGUAUAUACCUAAACUUAUUUCCCCCAAAUAUUGAGAGAUUAUGUUGGUUGUUCUUUAUUAUUCCAUAUUUCUCUUUUCUAAAGGUUGUUACUAAUUUGCCUUUGAUUUCCUGGGACUAUGUCAUGUUGUACAGAGCCUCUUUUCAGUUUUUUAAGGAAAAUUAGCAUAAAGAGAAAAGCUCUAAUUUCUUUUCCAAAUUUUGAACUGCUCUAGGCAUAAAUAUCAUUGUGUGUUAUCUUCUCAAAUAAUUGCUUUUAGAAUUUAAACUGAAGGCUGCUCACUCUAAGGAAAGGCAGCAUUCAAAUGAUCUGUUUUAAAUCUGCCCUUACAGCUUUAUGAGCAUGAGGGCCAAAUUCUCAUAGAUUACCCAAAAUUGAAUAUAUGCUAUUAACUGGAACAUGUCUCAUUAAGGUUUAUACACAUACUAAGGUAGCAGAGGAGUGGAAUUAACUUGAUGGGGACAGUUCCAGGAGCUAAUAUUGAUGCAGUGGUUAUUUGAUAAUUGUGGGAAACCACAAUUUAGAUUCAACAAGCCAAUUAUAUAAAAACAGUGAAACAACACUCUUCCUAUUCCAGACACCACCUACCUGCCAAGGACUAAUUAGAUCAGAUCAUGUAGUUCGUCCACAUUAGGGCAAAUUGGAAAUAUAUCAAUUCUGCAUUAUUAUUACAUAACUGAAUUUUCAUUUUCCCAUUUGUGUUAUUUUUUAAAGAAUGAAUAUGGAUACUCUGUCUUAAGUCUGCUCUCAACAAAUGAUCUUUUCUCAGAAUACUACAUCUCUCUUGAUGUUCCUUUAAGUGAAUGAUGAAAGAUCUUCUAUUUCUACUGUAUUACUCUCUUCAAAUAGCAAUAUAUGAAGGAUACAUCUUGACAAAUGGUGUACAAUUUUUUUUUUCUUGAAGGCUUGUCCAGGAUGGGGAAGGUCUUUUAUUAGUGAAUGUAAACAUCAUGUAAUCAUUAAAACUUUUAAAAACGUUUAUUUUAUUCUGCAGAAGAUUUUGAUAGCUGGAAUUUUAUAGGAUUAUAGAGAAUCACACACUACAGUCCACUGCUCUAUGUACUUUUUACAAGACAGCAAAACAGAUGCACCAGAUUGUACUGAAACAUCAUCCACUGUCACUCUUCUUUUACUGAUCUUCUGACUUUACCUUCUUAUUGGAAAAUAAAUUAAUUUUUGAAAUAAAAUAAGGAAAAUAUUUUAAGGAAAUUUUUGUGUAGAAUUUAAAUUGUCAAAUAUGUGCUUUUCCCUAAUUUAUACAAAACAAGUAUAGGUAAGUGCAUUCUGUGAAUUUGUGCAUUACCCAACCCUCCUUGGUAUAUUUCAAGAUUAUUAAGGUUUCUUAACUUUUUUAUGAUCUGAUAUUUAUCAUCUGCAAAGUUUUACUUUUAAAUUAUUAAACACAAAGUGAAGGAAAAAGAGAUAAAUCUUUAUUGGUUGCAAGAAAUAAAAUAUCUAUUAAUGUAUAUAUUUAAGCUUUUGCUAGAAAGCAACCACUUAACAAACAACUUAUUAAAAUCUAGAUUAAAUACUUUUUAUUAGUGCAGAGAACUUAGUCACUGAACAUUCUUUAGAUACAUAGAUGCAAGUUGCAAGUAGCACCCUUCUAUAAAAUAAAAAUACACUAUUUUACAAAAUUUGGUUUUCAAAUUAGAAAAAUAAAACAAUGUAAAAUUAACAUUCUUUGUGAAUGCUAAAAUUUCUGAUUUUUAAGAACUUUCAAAAUUCUAAUAUUAAAAAUAGAUUGGUUAAUAGGACAUUGAAGGCAUUUCUCUAUAAAGUGGUGACAUUGGUGAAUGGUAUUAUCUUGAUACUACAUUCCAAAUUCACAUUAGGAAAUCACUCUAAAUCUUUAUAAUUUCCUAUGAGUUAUUAUUUCAAGCAAAAAACAUGUUUUGAUAGUAGCUGAUUCUUAUAUAUGAGCUAUUCUGCUCCAUGACUCUAUCACUGUGAAGGAUCAUAGUAAAGUUAAAAUAUUUCCAUUCAACCUAUGUGACCCUUCCUAGUAACAGAAACACAGGGUAGGAGAGGAUAUGUUUACCUCAUCUAUCAGUCAUAUAAGAUGAGGAAACAAAAAUAAGGAUAUGAGAAUUGACUUCUUCCAGGAGACAAUAAGUUAUCAUGCUUGGACUAAACUCCUAACACUUUUCUCUCUUAACCUCCCUUUGAAGAGAAACCCACCCUUGCAGAUCUACCUUCCCAUUAUUAUUUAGCAGAGUGAAAAAAACAUAUUAGGCUUAUUGAUACUCCAUCUGCCAAGAUUGACCAAUAGUUCUGGAUCUUUGUUCACAUCUUCUCUGAAAGAAUGUUUCAGAGAAAAUUGAUUAAUUUUGAUGGGUUUUUUCUUUAAUAAGAUAUUACUUUCAUCAGGUACAACUAGAAAGUAAACAAAUGCCCCAUUUCCUUAGGUUAUUCUGGAAUUCAUAAUAUAAGCAACACAAAUGGAUUAUUAAGAUAUUCUUGAAGUUGGAGAAGAAUAAAAUGGACC